UUAUAUUUUAGUCUGGAAAAUUUUAUAAGAUUUACAAUAUUGUUUACGUGAAAUAAUUGAAUUUAAUUUAGACAAAUAAUUUAGUAAUUUAGAUGCGUAAACAUUAAUUUUCCAUUUUAACUGAUAACACACGUCGAACGAAUUUUAAAUGUUUAACAUAUAAAUAAAAUAAGAAUAAGAGAAUUUUUGUCUCAUUGUGUUAUCUACUAUCUAUCAGAAAAGAAAGAUACAUUUAUUUGAGGUGUGUUAUCUUGUCUCAUUUACCAAAUAGCAAUCGAAUUAGGUUCGUUGAUAAAAAAAAAGGAAAGAAGAAGAAAAGGACUCCUUCACCAGUGGGUUUUGAGUGACUGAUGACGAUCCACUUCUGGUUUUUUUAAAAUUUUGUUGAAUUGGCCCUUGAUUUUCUCAUUCAUCUGAAUAUAAAUAUUCGAAAUUAUGUCUGUCAAAUUGGGAAUAGAAGUUGCGUCAUCAAUUUUAUUUAGACCUAAAAUUUAGACAAAAAUUGUUAAUAAUAGUUUCAGUGGAAAAUAAUGGUUAAAAUUGGCAACCAUUAUUUUGUUAUUACUUGUCAGGAAUUUCUUAGUUGUUUUCAUGUAUUCGUAUGUAUGUCUUGGUCAACUGUGAAUAUUAACUGAUUAUAUAUAUAUAUUUAUAACUUUGGUCUGAAAUUGGGCACAAAAAGUAUCAAGAUUCAUCCACGGUUAAAAGUGAUGUUUACAUCACCACCGCGGAUAAUUCCUGCUACAAAUUAAAAUGCUUUAUGAAUUUUGUCUUAUAUUGUUAGGUUAUGUUCAGAGUUUUCAGUGAGUCACGUUUCGUUAUGUUGUAUUCGUUAAUUGUAUUCGUCACGUUGAGAGGCAAGAAUAUUAUUUAUUAUAAAAUAAACAACAUUCCUGUUAUAAAAAAAAUUAAAAAAAGAUAUAUUGCAAAUGAAAACAUAGCUCUCCAUUUUGUCUCAAAGAAUACUCCAAAUUUAAUAUAUUUGAUGAGAUUAAAUUUCAUUUACAUUGUGUUAUUAAAAUUACUUAUUUUAGCGCGUUAUUUUCAUCAUACAAGAGAAAGAAAUGAGAAAAGUCAUUCUUUUAAUCACUCAUCUUUAUAGGGUAUUUGUAAUUACGGUACUUUUAUGCGGGGAUGAUUAUGAUGUAACACCAAGUAACCUUUACCUGCCUUUCCGUAAGUGUCCCCUAAUUUAAAAAAAAAUGACCAUUAGUUUGACCCAUCCUUAAUUCUCUCAAAUGCAGGCGGCAAAAUUGCUAUAAAUAAUUGACUACUUUCUUUCAUAACCUUUAUAACAAAGGUGGAAAAGAAGUCAUAAAAAAUAUUAAUUAUUAAUUUAAUUAAUUAAAAUUGAUUUUAAAUUUUGAGGAGAAAAGAAUAUAAAGGAGCAAUAAGAUUAUUAAUAAAAAUUAUAUUUUAAUCGAAAUUUAUACAUUUCUUUUUCGCCACCGCGGAAUAUUCCUGUAAAUUUGUUUCCAGAAUAGAAAAGGAGAUAAAAUUUAAGCAAUUUUAAAUAAUGAUAUUAAAAGAGUGGAUGUGUAUAUAUUAUAUGUUCUUUAUAUAUUGUUGAAUACUAAGAUUUCGAGAAGAAAAUUUCUGCCGUGUUGCAAAAAUAUGAUCCUGAGCCCCAACUUGAAGCGCAUUAUCGUUACAUCCUUUUAGUACUGAAAGAGUUCUCAAACAAGAAGGUGAGAAAAGAAUAAUAAUAAAAAUGGAAAGUGUAAAUGUAUUUGAAUUUUCCGCUGCAAUGACUGCAUUGGAGUUAGUUCGAAAUAAUGUGACUGAUAGUGAUUCUUUGCUGUCAUUUAAACAAGCAGAAAUUCAACAGAAGCUGCAAACCAGAAUCCGGAAUGGCGAACGUGGUGUUCAUGUAACUGUCUCACACUGGAAAGAGGCACCUCCUAGGGCUGAUUGGCAUUAUUGUUGGCCCUUGGACGAAGAGGCGUCCAAAGGGACUCCCUGUGCCCAAGAGGAUUACACUUGGACACAAGAAUAUCGUUGGGUAUGGGGACAACGUUAUGAGACGAGGAAUUAUUGGUGUCCCUCGUCAUUCAUAUUUCCAUCAGUGAUUGCCAUUCCGCAAUCAGAGCAAAUGGAGAAAGUCAUUGGUCCGUUGGGCGUAAAUAUCUCCCAAUUCGAUUAUUGUCAUAUUUAUGCAAUUCCACGGCGUCGGGGAUACCGCCCUGUAAACCCGGCGAUUGAAUUGAUUUUUAUACAGGAGUAUGAAAAAGAUUGGGAAGAAUUAACCUUAUUGCGUCAUCGCUGGGAAACAAGAUGGGCUGUGGAAUUGAACACCGUUUGGUUGGGGUGUUAAAAUAAGGUUGGCUGGGACAUGUAUAAUCAGGCAACGUGUUUUAUAAGUAUUAAAUAAGCAAUAAAAAUUAUUUUAUAUCAAUGUCUUAUUUUAACGAAACUUUAAACAACACAAAAAAAAAUUGUGGAACUAUAUUAAUGUAUUUUAUAAGAAUUGACAUUCAAGUAUUCUAGUGUAACCUUCAGGUGAAUUCUUGAAAUAAAUAUAGUAGUCUCUUUUAUUUUUGCAAUUCUGCUGACGUGUUUAAUUCAUGAUCCCACGUCUUUAUGUUAGUACACACAUUAGUAUAUAAAUUGUAACUUUUCUCAUUUAACUUAUUUAUUCAUUUGUUUUAAAGAGGUCUUUCUAGAUUUGAAAUUAUUUGUUAAGAAUCCAUCAAAUCAUUUAAAACUUUAAGAAAAUUAAGGUUUAAUACUAUCUUAAAAUGAAACAAAUUGUUCGAUAAUAAUUAACGUCAUACCAAUUUUGAUUAGUUAUGAUUUAAGAGAGGGAAUAAAAUUCUAGAUUUUAAUAUAAAAAUAAUUAUGAUGCAAGAGAAAAACAAAAACAACAACCAACAACCAAUUACGACAACCUUUAAUAUUUAAAUUUUUAAUAUCCAAACAAAUAUGUCAAUAACGGCUAGGGU
This is a messenger RNA of Leptopilina heterotoma, 2942 nucleotides long. RefSeq lists its product as uncharacterized. The record is from RefSeq and is a predicted model, not a curated record. NCBI's taxonomy places the organism in Eukaryota, Metazoa, Arthropoda, Insecta, Hymenoptera, Figitidae. Bases 1712 to 2314 code for a protein of 200 amino acids. The transcript is spliced from 4 exons.